AUGACUUUGUAUCCGUCGAUUUCGAUGGCGCAAGGCUUAAAAUUCAACUGCUGUGAUCGAUUCCCAGCCGUCCACGUGGCAUGCCAAAUCGCCGUUAAGUUAUUGGUCCUCCUGGCGGUGUGCCCUUCAAGAUCGAGCGCGCUGCGACUAGGAGGGGCAGCGGCGAGCGAACCACGUCUCGCCACGUUGGUUCUUCUUCCGGAGAAUAAAUACGGAGCGCGUUGCCUGGAUGGGAGUCCGCCGGGGUAUUACUUCCGGGCGGCACCUGGGGAGCGCGUCACCUCGUGGCACAUCCACUUUCCGGGCGGCGGGUGGUGCGCCACCAAGGGCCAGUGCGGCUGGCGGUCCGGGCGGCUGCUGGGCGGCACCACCAGGUGGCCGCCGACCAAUAACGCCUCGUGGGCGCAGGGCAGGUUUGGGGGCAUUCUGAGCAGCAACGAGGCGAUGAACCCGUUCUUUGCGGGGUGGCAUCUGGCGAUGCCAGUCUACUGCGAUGGGGGUGGCUAUGCGGGAGCAGCCGGGCGCGUGGCCGUGGGGGAGGGGCGUUUCGUGUACAUGGAUGGGAGCAAGAUCGUUAGUGCUAUCAUGGAUGACCUGCUGGAAAACCGAGCAAUUGCAAGGGCGACGACAGUGCUGGUGUCGGGGACGUCAGCGGGGGGGCUGGCAGUGAUGCGCCUCUGUGACUCGCUCGCUGCUCUGCUGCCCCACGCCACCGUCAAAUGCCUCCUCGACGGCUCCUUCUUCCCCGACGCCCCGGACCGCACGGGGCGAAUGCACUUCCAGAGCCUGGCCCAGCAUGUCUCAGCGCUGCACCAAUUCUCCCCGCAGUCCCGCUGCGAUCAAGUGACUUCUGUGUCUGAGCGGUGGCGAUGCUUCUUUCCCCAAUACGCCCUUCCCUUCGCCACUUCUCCCUUCUUUAUUGUCAACCCUACCUUCGAUAGAGUCUCAUUGCUGAUUGUGUGGCUUAUUGCACACAGCACAGUAACUUCACGGUUGUGGAGUGCAGUGAAGGUUGAUAGGACCCCGAUGAAUGUGGCUGUAGCUCAAUGGGUGACCUGGGGGAGUACUGAUCCACCAAUGCUUUACGCUUGA
Closterium sp. Yama58-4 is the source of this 1092-nucleotide messenger RNA. The record is from the annotation of a GenBank genome assembly. Lineage: Eukaryota; Viridiplantae; Streptophyta; Zygnematophyceae; Desmidiales; Closteriaceae.